This is a messenger RNA of Penicillium atrosanguineum, 1251 nucleotides long. RefSeq lists its product as uncharacterized. The coding region runs from base 1 to 1251 and encodes 416 amino acids. NCBI's taxonomy places the organism in Eukaryota, Fungi, Ascomycota, Eurotiomycetes, Eurotiales, Aspergillaceae. The record is from RefSeq and is a predicted model, not a curated record. The transcript has a single exon.
AUGAAACGAAUCAGCUUCAGGGCCCAAGGGCCAAAGCCGCAAGGUUCUGUCUGUCAAUUAUGUCAGUUCUCUACAGGCUCGCACACCCUUCCCAUUGCCCGAUCGACCCCGACAAGCCGACUUCCGAACAGCAACUCGCCGCUGCAGUCAAGAUACAGCGUGCAAUCAUCGGCGAACCCGACGAUUAUCCUCGCGCGCCGCUAUGCAUCUAAGUCCUCUACACAGGAUUCUGCCAUUCAGCAGGUCGCAGACGAGGCAUCCGCUUUGCAGAAGUCGGACAAAGUGCCCUCCAACGAAGCGGUCGUGGAAGUGCUCGCCAAAUGCCAGAAGAUCGCCGAGGCCUUAGUUUCGCGGGAAAGUGGAAGCACCUCCUCAAAUGACGAAGGCAAUGCGAUCUCAUCGCUCCUGGACAUGGAGGAGAAGAAGAGCACGUCGGCCCGAGCAGAGAAACGAGCCCAUCAAGCAACCAAGACCACGAAACUGGACUCACGACUCGCAGAUUCGCUAUCGCGCAUUGUUAAUGACCUCUUGUUGGACCAGAAGAUAUUCAUCUCCCCCGAAGCACUGGAACACUACACCAAGACCCAGAGCCUUUUGCGACGAGCCGAGCACUUCCCCGAGAUCUUCAACCUGUAUGCCAACAAGCCUGUUCCCGAGGCCAACAGCUCGCCGCCCAAAUAUCUCAAACCGAAUCCCAAGAGCAUCAACAGUGCCGUACCCUCCGAACUAGCAAACAUGGCUCUCGAUAUCGCCAUCGCGCAGAAGAACCUGUCCCUUGUGCUGGCGAUCAUCGACAACACUUUCUGCGCCCCCGCCUUCCACCGCGCAAAGGUCUUCCGUAAGGCCGGUAUUCCCUUGGCCGGUCUUGCAAGUGCCCCGCUUGCCUGCUAUGCUGCUGCCACCUGGGCCGGCGCAGUCCAGAAUACUAUGGACCACAGCACAGCGACUGGAAUUGCCUUUGCCGCGUCCUUGGCUUAUGUUGGUGGUACUUCAUCCAUUGGUAUCUUGGCUAUUACUUCUGCCAAUGACCAGAUGGAACGUGUCACUUGGAUUCCUGGUAUUCCCCUGCGGCACCGGUGGUUGCGGGAAGAGGAGCGUUCUGCUAUGGACAGAGUCGCUGUCGCAUGGGGAUUCAAAGAUCCAUACAUGCGGGGCGAGGAGGUCGGGGAGGAAUGGGAGAGUCUUCGGGAGUUUAUUGGCAUGCGCGGCAUGAUUUUGGACAAGACCGAACUGAUGGCGGGUAUGGAAUAA